AUGGGCAACAACCAGCAAACCCGUUUGCGAACACGCAUGUUCUCUGCACCUACUAUACCGAUUAAUUGUUCACCACUCCACAGAGAUAUCCCAACAAGAACAUUGGUCCCUCCCACAUCAUCCCACCAGACACACUUUACUACUUCGAACUCAUAUUAUACACCUCCGUUCCUUCCUUGUAGCGGUGCCUCCACUAGCAACUGUUCACGCCACAUGCGUCGUACCUCAAAUGUUCCACAUCCUUCGUCUGAUUAUCUAUCAUCAGAUGUUACACGGCGCAUGUCACACAGAAUUAGUUCAAGUGAUGAAAACUCAGAUUCAGAAUUUGACACAAUAGUGGGCAACUCUUCCCAAUAUGAUGAUGAACAAAUUGACAUACUAAUUAUGAUUCUCGCCAAAAAGGUAUGUGGCUGCUUACCAUUACAUUGUUACCCCAAUAAUAUUGAUCACAUGACUAAACUAUAUUCUCAAUGCAGAAUAUUCCGAUAUAGGUAA
This is a messenger RNA of Vicia faba (fava bean), 495 nucleotides long. NCBI's taxonomy places the organism in Eukaryota, Viridiplantae, Streptophyta, Magnoliopsida, Fabales, Fabaceae. The record is from the annotation of a GenBank genome assembly.